CCGUCGGAACUAUUUUUAGUGUUGCACUUGCUGCAGAAGGUGGUUGUCCAAAAUUGACUUGAUGAGACAUGUAUAUGUCAUCGUGGUAGCAAGACAGCAGCACACUUUUUUUUAUUUAACCUUUGUUUAACUAUGCAAGUCAAUUAAGAACAAAAUAUUAUUUACAAUAAUUGUGCGCCGCCCUAUGGGACUCCCAAUCAAGGCCGGAUGUGAUACAGCCUGGAUUUGAACCAGGGACUGUAGUGAGACCUCUUGCACUGAGAUGCAGUGCCUAGACAGCUGCGCCAGUCGGGAGCCCAAGAUACUGGUCAAUUCAAGGGCCAAUGUGUUAACAUUGCAUAACAUUAUAUUGUCACUAUCCGUACAGUAGGUGGCGGCAAUACAUCAAUAGGCGUAGUCUGCCAUAAAACCUUAAGGAAGAAGAAGAAGCACACUCGUGAGAACUAUGAACCGUUGUUCAUGUAUCUGUUGUCGUUUUUAUAGACAGAUGAGCGAGUCUGCCAACAAAUAUGGUCCCUCUAAAGCGCAGGAAAGUGAACUGCUCCGUUACAAGCGACAGCAGCGGUGACAGGACCAGCAAGUUUCCCGGGGUUGUCAUCUAUCUUCUGGAGAGAAAGAUGGGAGCCAGUCGGAGAGCCUUCCUCACUCGGCUCGGCCGGGGUAAAGGUUUCAACAUAGAAUACUCCUUAAGCUGUUCCAUCACUCAUAUCGUGUCCGAGAAUAAUUCUGGGGAGGAAGUCCGGACUUGGCUGGACCACCAGACUGGAGGACAGGAGAGAGAAGGGGGAGAAGGCAGGACAGCCCGACCUGGUUCAUUCCAUCUCCUGGACAUCGUUUGGUACACAGAGAGCAUGCAUGCUGGCAUUCCCGUGAUUAUACUGGACAGACACAGACUACAGGAGAGAGAGAAGCCUGGUUUGGAGCUGGCAGUGGUCUCAGUACCCAGCUAUGCCUGUCAGAGACACACCCCUCUACUGCACCACAACAUAACACUGACUGAUGCGUUGUCCAUACUGGCUGAGAAUGCGGAGCUCGGUGAAAACGAGGGACGGGGAGUGGCGUUCCGUAGGGCGGCAGCCUUGUUGAAGUCCCUCCCCCAGGAGGUCAGAGGGGCAGAGCAACUACGAGGACUGCCUUGUCUGGGGGAGCACUCACUCAGAGUCAUCAAGGAGGUUCUGGAGGAUGGUGUAUCUCAAGAGGUGGAGACCACCACGCAUUCAGAACAGUUUAAGGCCAUGAAGGCCCUAACAGGUAUUUUCGGGGUAGGGGCGAAGACAGCGGACCGUUGGUUCAGGGAGGGAAUACACACGCCCUACGACCUGCAAAGAUCAGGACACACACUCAACAGAGCGCAACGAGCAGGUCUGCAGUAUUAUAACGAACUGAACCUGCCUGUCACGAAAUCAGAGGCUGUUGCAAUUGGUCAGAUUGUGGAGAGGGCGGUCCAUGCUGUGCUCCCGGGGGCAGAGAUCACUCUGAUUGGAGGAUUCAGGAGAGGUAAGCAGACUGGUCAUGAUGUGGACUUCUUGAUAACCCAUCCCGACGAGGGCAGAGAGGAGGGGCUCAUGCCUAAGGUGGUGUCCUGGCUUGAAGCACAGGGCUUCCUGUUGUACCGGAAGACCACUGGGAACUCUUAUCUGGAGAGCAAAGAGGGUCCUGCGAGGCCAGCCUCUAACAUGGACCGCUUUGAAAGAUGCUUCUCCAUCUUUAGACUGAGCACAGACAACGAAGGGAGGGAGAUCCAGACGGGGAGGGAGAUCCAGACGGGGGAUGGUCCACAGACAUACUCACCGACACUGACCAAUAUAGAUCCACACACCCACUCAGACUCUCCUCACCCACUUCCCCAGACCCUUGUGGUGGUGGGUGAUCAUGCCCAGAAGGUGAGCUGGGUGCUGGGUCAUUCUCAGUGCUCAGGUCCCCGGACCUGGAGAGCAGUGAGGGUAGACCUGGUGGUCUCUCCAUACAGUCAGUUUGCCUUCGCAUUGCUGGGCUGGACUGGAUCGAAGUUGUUUGAGAGAGAGCUGCGUCGCUGGGCAGUACAUGAGAAGGCCAUGACUCUGAGCAGCCAUGCUCUGUACGACAGAAAACGGACGCAGUAUCUAAGGGCUAGUUCAGAGGAGGAGAUCUUUGCUCAUCUGGGUCUGGAAUAUAUCCCUCCCUGUGACCGGAACGCCUGACGACAACAUACUGGACUGAUAACAGAUACAGUCUAAGAGCAAACCCACGCUAAAUUAAACCUAAACAUAAGCCAAAUCAAACUAAGCCUUAUCCCGAGAACAACACACAGGUCAGAUACAGCAAGAAGGGGAGGUGAGAGUUGGAUAGAUCGUUACAUAUCUGUAUUUUAUUAAAUUGUAAAUAAUAAAAAACAUACAGACCCAGGAUGUUGUAAAGUACCAAAUCUAUAGAUGUGUUUAAUUUAGUUAACUAAAUGAAAAUAACUUAACUGCUCGAGCCAUUAAUUGUACAGUAUGUGCUUUUUUUUUCAUAUCUGACAUAGAUCAUAGAUCAUUUUCUUUCAUUGGUGCCUUGUUAUUGAAUACGUUUUUAAUAUUUACUGCAAAAUGACUGCUUGUUUGUAAUAUUUAGAAUGCAGUUAAACUAUGUGAAUUCAAAUGAUAUCAAUAAUUUUAGACUUACCAAAAAGCUUUUUAAAUGUGACAUAAUGUAGGCCUAAAACUGUGCAUUCUGAGGGAUGCUUAAAUAAGUGCUUAAAUAUAUGCAUGCCCUCAUGCAGUGUGCGUGGUUUUGUUACAUUUUGCAUGAUGACAGCAGUGGCCUAUUUACACAGCAGCUGUACGCUACACACACACCACCAUCCAACUUACGGUCUCAGAAAUAGAAACAUUAUGUACAAAAUAAGUUUUUAAAAAUGCCAAAAACACACGUAGCAUAAUUGGUUAGGAGAUCGUAAAACGGCAGCCAUCUCCUCUGGCGCAUGUGACAAAUAAAAUGGGACUCUAUUACCUCUCAAUUCAUGUCUGAGCAUAUAUAUGUUUGUACAUUGAUAUAUGUAUAUACAGCGUACCAUUUUAUAUAUUAUCAAUUUAUGCAGUGGUGGUUUCUGUGUGUACUCUUGUUUUUAGUUGACAGAAAUAAAACUCUUAUUAUUGAAUGA
Oncorhynchus keta (chum salmon) is the source of this 3121-nucleotide messenger RNA. RefSeq names its product polymerase (DNA directed), mu (gene polm). Gene Ontology annotation, molecular function: DNA-directed DNA polymerase activity; DNA binding. The record is from RefSeq and is a predicted model, not a curated record. The transcript has 11 exons. Gene Ontology annotation, biological process: double-strand break repair via nonhomologous end joining. Gene Ontology annotation, cellular component: nucleus. Bases 510 to 2180 code for a protein of 556 amino acids. NCBI's taxonomy places the organism in Eukaryota, Metazoa, Chordata, Actinopteri, Salmoniformes, Salmonidae.